UCGUGGUAGGUCAAGGCGGCCCGGGCUUCCGGGCGCAGGUGCUGCGGUGGCGCUCCAGGUCGCUGGGCGAAGGCCUGGCCGGAAGUCGGGCUGGGCGGGGCCCCAAGGCGCGGGGGUUUAACACUCGCCCCGCCCCGGCCCUACUGACUCAGUUUCACUGGAAACUGGGGGAAGAGGUAGCAGAUCGCCGGCGCUGCUGGCCCCUGAGCGGAAGCCGCGGCUGAGCCGCGCAGGAAGUGGGGCCCGCAUCCUCCGCAGGCCCGGCCCCUCCCGCUCACCUGCGCAGGUAACCGGAGCUCGACGCGCGAGGCUGUGGCGCAGCGCCCCCAGAAUGUUCGGCCGUGCGCUCUGCGCCCCUGCGUGUGUCCCGGUCCCAGGCACCUUCAAAACCCAGAGACCUGCACUGUGAGGGUGAUUCCUCUGGGGAGAAGGACCACCGCAGCCGGGAGGACGAUGGCUAGCGCCAUCGCCGCAGCCGUGUGGCUCCUCUGCGCCCUCGGUCUCCGGGACGCGGCCGCCGAGUUGCCGCCCGAACCGCCUGAGCUGCCCACGGAAGCUUCCUGUCUGGCCCGCUUCACCAGCGGGGUCCCUGCCUUCGUGUUGGACACCGAGGCCUCAGUCAGCAACGGGGCCACCUUCCUGUGGUCCCCAGAGGUGCGGCGGGGCAGGGAGUGUGUUCGUGCCUGCUGCACCACCCAGAACUGUAACCUGGCGCUGGUGGAGCUGCAGCCCGACGGCGGGGAGGACGCCAUCGCCGCCUGCUUCCUCAUGAACUGCCUGUAUGAGCAGAACUUUGUGUGCAAGUUCGUGCGCAGGGACGGCUUCAUCAACUACCUCACGCAGGAGGUUUACCACUCCUACCGCAAGCUGCGGAGCCAGGGUUUUGGAGGGUCCCGGAUCCCCAGGGCCUGGGUGGGCAUAGACUUGAAGGUACAACCCCAGGAACCCCUGGUGCUGAAGGAUGUGGGCAACACAGAUUGGCACCUACUUCAGGGUGACACCGGAGUCAGCAUUGAGAGGAAAGAGCCGGACCAGUUGGAGCUGUGGGGACUCAAGGAAGGCACCUACCUGUUCCAGCUGACAGCUACUGGCUCAGAUGAGCCACAGGGUACAGCAAAUGUCACAAUCACUGUGUUGUCCGCCAAGCAGACAGAAGACUACUGCCUUGCCUCUAGCAAAGUGGGCCGUUGCAGGGGUGCCUUCCCCCGCUGGUACUACAACCCCAAAGACAAAAUCUGCAAGAAGUUCACUUAUGGGGGUUGCUUGGGCAACAAGAACAACUACCUUCGGGAGGAGGAGUGCAUGAUGGCCUGCCGGGAUGUGCAAGGGCCCUCGAUGGAAAGGCAGCAUCCAGUAUGCUCAGGCAGCUGCCAGCCCACCCAGUUCCACUGCAGUGAUGGCUGCUGCAUCGACAGCUUCCUGGAGUGUGAUGACACCCCAGACUGCCCUGACGGCUCCGAUGAGGCCACCUGUGAAAAAUAUACCACUGGCUUCGACGAGCUCCAGAACAUCCGUAUCCUCAGUGACAAAGGGCACUGUGUGGACCCCCCAGACACGGGGACCUGCAAGGAUAGCAUCCCACGCUGGUACUACAACCCCUUCAGUGAACGCUGUGCCCGCUUUACCUACGGUGGUUGUUAUGGCAACAGUAACAACUUUGAGGAAGAGCAGCAGUGCCUGGAAUCCUGUGGCGGCAUCUCUAAGAAGGAUGUGUUUGGGCUGCGGCGGGAGAGCUCCAUUCCCAGCACAGGCUCAGUGGAAGUGGCCAUGGCUGCACUCCUGGUCACCUGCAUUGUAGUGGUGAUAGCCAUCCUGGGUUACUGCUUCUUCAAGAACCAGAAAAAGGGCUUCCGAAGACACCGCCACCACCCGCCACCCACGCCUGCCAGCUCCACUGUCUCCACCACUGAAGACACAGAGCACCUUGUCUAUAAUCACACGACCCGGCCACUCUGAGUCAAGGCACUCUGCUCAUGAACACUGGGGACACUUUGGAACUAGACUUUUCCUGCCUGUUUCCCAGAUUUCCAUGCAGGAGAUUUUUUCCCUCUUGGAGAAGUCUCAGUGAGCUUGGGCCAGUUCCUGAGAAAGCUCAAGAGUCUAGAAGCAAGCAGCAAACCCCUGAGCCAGUACUGUGUAGUUGGAUGUGCUGAAACUGGGUUUUGUUGUGUUCAAAGCUGCCUGCUGCCACCCCCUGGCUCUGGGAAGGAAGCUGGGGUGGUGUCCUCCGUAGCUGCCCUUCUGUUCUGCACAGUUCGGGGUGGGAGGGGGACUUCCCUAUGUAGUUUGUGCUGGAAAGAACUGCUUCUGGAGUGCUGGGGAUGGAACUCAGUGGUAGAGUGUGUGCCAGGGGUCCUAGGUUGAAUCCCCAGCCCUGGAGAAGGGCUUUGUCUGCAUCUAAUACGGUGGGGUGAGAGGAAUCAAAGAUGACUGCCAUCCUCUUCCCUCAGGAUUGAACUGUCUGCCUGUAGCCAACCCUAACCUAGUAUAGACAAGCAGUCAGAGCUGAAAGAGUGCUGCACCCUUCACCCCCUCACCCCAGGGCUCCCCAACAUUUCACCCCAACCCUUCCUCAGCUUUCCACAGGUCCACUGCACUCGAAAGAAGGUAUAUGAGGCCGGGGGUACAACUUGGCAACAAGGUGCUUGCCUAGUACACAUGGGACCCUGGGAGUUCAGUCCCCAGCUCUGCAAAAAUAAAUAAGAUGAAAUGA
This is a messenger RNA of Octodon degus (degu), 2713 nucleotides long. It is a transcript of the gene Spint1, whose product is annotated as serine peptidase inhibitor, Kunitz type 1. Gene Ontology annotation, molecular function: protein binding; serine-type endopeptidase inhibitor activity. The transcript is spliced from 11 exons. The record is from RefSeq and is a predicted model, not a curated record. The coding region runs from base 454 to 1956 and encodes 500 amino acids. Lineage: Eukaryota; Metazoa; Chordata; Mammalia; Rodentia; Octodontidae.